GUGCUUAUUAUCGACUAAUAUGAAUUAAACUACACGUCCCGACGUCACGCUACGGGCUCUUAUAAUUGUUGUGAAUAUGUAAUUGCGCUCGUACGACUGGUUGCUUCUAAAUUUGGCUUCGCAGUGGCAGGCUGCUACAGUCGGUGAGGUGCUCGGUCCGCCGGUGCCGUGUGAGGAUGUGAACAUUAACGGAGGCUGGAGGAAAUUAACCGAUAAAUGCGUGACGACGGGACACCGCGGAGAAGCUGAGUCGCAGACAAGCAAGGUCAUGAGGUGUCAAAAGUCGAUGCUUUGUAGGGAAAAUCAGAGAAAAUAGAGGAGACGCUGUUAGUUUCAGGAGAAGAUUAAGCUUUGUGCGCGUAGAAUAACGCGCUGGAGAUUUUUUGGAUAAGACUGAGACAACUCCUGCUUUUGUUACCACACUGAAUGGACUUUUGAGAUAGUGUCUAAAAGAAUGACGGCCAGACAGAGGUCCGAGGAUGUUGCCACUCUCCACGGAACCUGCACAUAACCCGCAAAACCACCACUGACUGACCUUUUUACGCACGGGGAAAGAUCCGUGCUCACACAUUUGGUUUUCGUGUUUAUGUGGAUGAACUUUGCAAUUCAUUUUUAAUGAUUCGAGAUCUGAGCAAGAUGUACCCCCCGGCACGGCAUCCGCCGGGGCAGCCGUUAAAGUUCACUGUCACCGAGUCCUGCGACCGGAUCAAGGAGGAGUUCCACUUCCUGCAAGCCCAGUACCACAGUCUGAAAUUGGAGUGUGAGAAACUGGCCAGUGAGAAAACUGAGAUGCAAAGACACUAUGUCAUGUACUAUGAGAUGUCGUACGGACUGAACAUCGAGAUGCACAAGCAGGCGGAGAUCGUCAAACGGCUGAACGCAAUCUGCGCCCAAGUCAUCCCCUUCCUCUCUCAAGAGCAUCAGCAGCAGGUGGUGCAGGCAGUGGAGCGGGCCAAGCAGGUCACCAUGGCUGAACUCAACGCCAUCAUAGGACAGCAGCAGCUCCAGGCUCAGCACCUCUCCCAUGGCCACGCCAUCCCCGUCCCGCUCACGCCACACCCAGCGGGCCUCCAGCCCCCGCUGCCUCCCGGGGCCGGUACUGCCAGCCUGCUGGCUCUGUCGUCUGCUCUGAGCCACCAGCUGCCGCUCAAAGACGAGAGGAAACACCACGACAACAACAGCGAACACCCGAGAGACAGAGACUCAGUCAAGAGCUCGUCUGUGUCUCCCUCUGCCAGUUUCCGGACCCGAGAGAAGCACAGGAGUUCAAGCGAUUAUUCCUCCGACAGCAAGAAACAGAAGACAGAUGAUAAGGAGCUGGCCUCUACACGCUAUGAAAGUGAUGGAGAGAAGAGUGACGACAACUUGGUCGUGGACGUCUCCAAUGAGGAUCCCGCGUCUCCUAGAGGAAGUCCUGCCCACUCGCCUCGGGAGAAUGGAUUGGACAAGAGCCGUCUAUUGAAGAAGGAUGCUCCGCUGAGUCCGUCCUCCAUCGCCUCCUCCAGCAGCACACCUUCAUCCAAAUCCAAAGAGAUUAAUUUGAAUGAGAAGUCCACAACGCCUGUGUCCAAGUCCAGCACCCCCACAUCCCGCUCUGAUGCCCCGACACCCAGCAGCACCACCACCCCGAGCCUGAGGUCUGCACCUGGGAAACCACCAGGAGUUGAGACGCUGGCUCCUGGUCUCCGCACACCGUUGGCAGUGCCCUGUUCGUACCCCAGUCCAUUUGGGAUGGUCCCCCACCCGGGUAUGAACGGAGAGCUGAGCGGAGCCGGAGCAGCCUACACCGGCCUGCACAACAUUUCUCCACAGAUGAGUGCGGUGGCUGCUGCUGCAGUGGCAGCAUACGGACGCACACAAGUGGUUGGAUUUGAUCCUCACCAUCACAUACGUGUCCCUGGCCUUCCUCCCAACCUGUCUGGCAUUCCGGGUGGAAAACCAGCCUACUCCUUUCAUGUGAGCGCUGAUGGACAAAUGCAGCCUGUGCCUUUCCCCCCGGACGCGCUGAUCGGCCCCGGCAUCCCGCGCCAUGCACGACAGAUCAAUACUCUCAGCCACGGGGAGGUGGUGUGUGCUGUCACCAUCAGUAACCCGACGCGUCACGUCUACACCGGCGGCAAGGGCUGCGUCAAGGUGUGGGACAUCAGUCACCCGGGAAACAAGACCCCGGUGUCCCAGCUGGACUGCCUUAACAGAGAUAACUACAUCCGCUCCUGUCGGCUACUUCCGGACGGGCGUACUCUCAUCGUCGGGGGCGAGGCGAGUACUUUGUCAAUCUGGGAUUUGGCUACACCGACUCCACGAAUCAAGGCUGAACUAACUUCAUCAGCACCUGCGUGUUACGCUCUGGCCAUCAGCCCCGACUCCAAGGUCUGCUUCUCCUGCUGCUCUGACGGAAACAUAGCUGUGUGGGAUCUUCACAACCAGACUCUGGUUAGGCAGUUCCAGGGUCACACAGACGGAGCCAGCUGUAUAGACAUCUCUAACGAUGGGACCAAGCUGUGGACUGGAGGUCUGGACAACACCGUGCGGUCCUGGGACCUGAGAGAGGGCCGACAGCUUCAGCAGCACGACUUCACCUCCCAGAUCUUUUCACUUGGAUACUGUCCGACGGGCGAGUGGCUGGCAGUGGGGAUGGAGAACAAUAAUGUGGAGGUCCUUCAUGUCACCAAACCUGACAAGUACCAGCUCCACCUGCAUGAAAGCUGCGUGCUCUCACUCAGAUUUGCUCACUGUGGGAAAUGGUUUGUGAGCACAGGAAAAGACAAUCUGCUCAACGCAUGGAGAACCCCGUAUGGAGCCAGCAUAUUCCAGUCAAAGGAGUCGUCCUCAGUGCUGAGCUGUGACAUCUCCAUAGAUGAUAAGUACAUAGUGACGGGCUCAGGAGAUAAGAAAGCGACUGUCUACGAGGUCAACUACUAGGAGGGCGAGACCAUCCUUCCAUCUAGGCACUUUGCCGUGUCUCCAUGUACAAUUUUUAAUGUGUAUAAAAUGGAUUUGAAUGGAACUAAUCGAACAGACUGAGUCUUUCCUGGACAGAGACCUUUUGACCUUUUAGAUGGCCGUGGAUCAAAACAAACAAGCAGAACCAAGCACAGAGAUUUUUUUUUUUUUGAGUGUCUUUUUGUUGUGAGGAUGAAUGUCUGAAUGCACUGAUCUGGAGAGGAUGCUGUUGUUAUAGUGUUGGAUGGAUAACAUUCCUUUACACUUUUAGGCUUCAUUGUUUACCAACACAUCUGCACGAAAAGAAUAUACUUGCCUUUGUACUUUGUACGUGAAGGCCCA
Epinephelus moara (kelp grouper) is the source of this 3285-nucleotide messenger RNA. RefSeq names its product transducin-like enhancer protein 4. The transcript is spliced from 20 exons. Lineage: Eukaryota; Metazoa; Chordata; Actinopteri; Perciformes; Serranidae. Gene Ontology annotation, molecular function: protein binding; transcription corepressor activity. Bases 616 to 2922 code for a protein of 768 amino acids. The record is from RefSeq and is a predicted model, not a curated record. Gene Ontology annotation, cellular component: nucleus; transcription regulator complex. Gene Ontology annotation, biological process: regulation of DNA-templated transcription; negative regulation of canonical Wnt signaling pathway.